AUGUCUGAACUACGUUUCGACAACCAGACAGUCGUCGUGACCGGAGCAGGCGGUGGCCUUGGUAAAGCUUAUGCUACCUUCUUUGCGUCGCGAGGGGCAAAUGUCGUUGUUAAUGAUCUAGGCGGCUCCUUCAAAGGUGAGGGAACGUCGAACAAGGCCGCCGAUGUCGUCGUUGAAGAAAUCAAGGCAGCAGGAGGUAAAGCAGUGGCAAACUACGACAGCGUGGAGAAUGGGGAGAAGAUUAUCGAGACUGCCAUCCAGGCCUUUGGCCGGGUAGACAUUCUUCUAAAUAAUGCUGGCAUCUUGAGGGAUGUCAGCUUCAAGAACAUGAAGGAUGCAGACUGGGAUCUGAUUAUGAAGGUGCACGUGAAAGGCGCCUAUAAGUGUGCACGAGCAGCAUGGCCGUACUUUCGGAAGCAGAAAUACGGCAGAGUUAUAAAUACUGCAUCUGCAGCGGGACUUUUUGGAGGCUUCGGACAAGCAAAUUAUGCAGCUGCCAAGCUUGCACAAGUUGGCUUUACGGAGACUCUGGCAAAGGAGGGCCUGAAAUAUAACAUCUUAGUGAAUGUGAUUGCGCCCAUAGCUGCUAGCCGCAUGACUGAGACUGUCAUGCCUCCAGACGUUCUGGAGAGUCUGAAACCAGAUUGGGUGGUUCCGCUCGUCGCCGUACUCGUACACUCAUCGAAUGAAAUCGAGACCGGGUCCAUUUUUGAAGUUGGCGGUGGUCAUGUUGCCAAGAUUCGAUGGGAGCGUGCCAAGGGCGCCUUACUCAAGACCGAUUCAACGCUCACCCCUGGAGCUAUCCUCAAGCGCUGGAAGGACGUUAAUGACUUCUCAGAACCAGAGCACCCGCAAGGGACAGCCAACUUUAUGGAGAAGCUAGAAGAAGGGUUGAAGCUCUCCAGCAAUGAUCCUGGUGAGACGCUGGACUUUAAGGGAAAGGUGGCACUUAUUACUGGUGCCGGUGGAGGUCUUGGUCGCUCCUAUGCACUUUUAUUCGCUAAACUUGGAGCUUCCGUCGUGGUAAAUGAUCUUGUCAAUCCAGAUACCGUCGUGCAAGAAAUUAAGAAGCUGGGAGGAAAGGCUGUUGCAAGCAAAGCUUCUGCCGAAGAUGGCGAAGUCGUUGUCAAAGCCGCUAUCGAUGCGUUUGGGCGCAUUGACAUCUUGGUCAAUAAUGCCGGGAUUCUUCGCGACAAGGCAUUUGCCAACAUGGACGAGAAACUGUGGGAUCAGGUCGUUGCCGUUCACCUUCGAGGCACAUACAAGGCUACCAAGGCUGCCUGGCCCUACUUUUUGAAACAAAAGUAUGGCAGAGUCAUCAACACGACUAGCACCAGUGGCAUCUACGGCAAUUUUGGUCAGGCAAACUAUGCCGCAGCGAAAGCGGGCAUUUUGGGCUUCUCUCGCACCUUGGCUCGUGAAGGCGCAAAAUACAACAUCUAUGUAAACACGAUUGCACCGAACGCAGGCACGAAUAUGACUCGGACAGUCAUGCCUGAAGAAAUGGUUCAGGCCCUCAAGCCAGACUAUGUUGCGCCACUUGUGGUACUCCUUGCCUCUGACAAGGUUCCCCCUCCGCCGACAGGUGGGCUUUUUGAGGUGGGAAGUGGCUUCGUUGCCAAGACAAGGUGGCAGCGCAGUGGCGGACACGGCUUCCCGAUAGAUGUGAAGCUCACUCCCGAGGCUGUUCUAGAACAGUGGACGCGCAUUAUUAACUUCGACGACGGCCGUGCCGACCAUCCCGAGGACCCUCAAGAUGGACUGAAGAGUAUCAUGGCGAAUUUUGAAAAUCGUAGCAAUGGCGGUCAACAAGAUUCUGAGAAUGAAUUCAUCAAGAAUAUUGAAGCAGCCAAGAAAGCCGAUGCAGAAGGCACUGAAUUUGACUACGACGACCGUGAUGUCAUUCUCUAUAACCUCGGUCUUGGAGCCAAGCGUACCGAGUUGCCGCUUGUCUUUGAAGGAGACGAGAACUUCCAGGUGCUCCCAAGCUUCGGUGUUAUCCCAGCGUUUGGAACGAAGGCAUCAUACAACUAUGAUGACAUUGUACCAAACUUUUCUCCCAUGAUGCUCUUACACGGUGAACAAUUUCUUGAGAUUCGCAAAUUUCCGAUUCCCACUUCCGCCUCCCUCGUCUCUUACGCCAAGCUUGUCGAUGUUAUCGAUAAAGGCAAUGCCGCCAUUGUAGUUUCUGGGAUUACCACAAAAGAUAAGAAUACCGGCGAAGACGUCUUCUACAACGAGUUCACCACAUUCAUCCGUGGGUCUGGUGGGUUUGGUGGACCAAAAAAGGGCAUCGACCGGGGGCCUGCGACGGCAAAUUACAAGCCGCCACAGCGGAAUCCAGAUGUCGUUGUCGAGGAGAAGACUGUCGAGGAACAAGCAGCAUUGUAUCGUCUGAGUGGCGACCGCAACCCGUUGCAUAUCGACCCAGAAUUCUCCAAGGUCGGAGGUUUCAAAACUCCCAUUCUGCACGGUCUCUGCACAUUUGGCAUUUCAGCCAAACACCUCUUCCUGAAGUUUGGCCCGUACCGAAAUAUCAAAGUUCGCUUUGCCGGGACAGUGCUGCCAGGCCAGACUCUGCGCACAGAAAUGUGGAAGGAGGGAAACAAGGUCGUUUUCCAGACCAGAGUUGUCGAGACGGGCAAGAUCUGCAUUGCCGGAGCGGGAGCAGAAUUAGUAACUGAUAAGGGAAAGCUUUGA
Molecule: messenger RNA, 2700 nt
Organism: Xylona heveae TC161
Lineage: Eukaryota; Fungi; Ascomycota; Xylonomycetes; Xylonales; Xylonaceae
Product: NAD(P)-binding protein
Exons: 8
Coding region: 1-2700 (899 amino acids)
Molecular function (GO): oxidoreductase activity
Source: RefSeq, a predicted model, not a curated record